Molecule: messenger RNA, 4347 nt
Organism: Scylla paramamosain (green mud crab)
Lineage: Eukaryota; Metazoa; Arthropoda; Malacostraca; Decapoda; Portunidae
Gene: pum
Product: pumilio homolog 2-like
Biological process (GO): post-transcriptional regulation of gene expression
Cellular component (GO): cytoplasm; nucleus
Molecular function (GO): mRNA 3'-UTR binding
Source: RefSeq, a predicted model, not a curated record
GACAAACGGACAGAAGCAUCAGUGUCACGCUCCAUGUUGUGUAGGGCGGAUGUCAGGCGUGAGUGUAAGCUGCAGCAGGGGGAACACGCCGCCAGGCUUCACCACUCAUCACUGCCACGCACUGCUGGCAUCACCAAGCACACUGUGACACACUCGGUUGGAUGAAGUGGCGACAGGUGGUGUACGAGGGGGAUGCCCCCCUGGGGCCCAUGGCAGGACGACCUCCCCCGCCGCCACACCCAACGCCACCACACCUAUCUAUUAGGCCCCAGGUCCAGAUUGUUACCCAGCAGCAGCACCAACAGCAGCAACAGCAGCAGCAUCAGCAGCAGCAGCAGCAGCAGCAUCAGCAGCAGCAGCAGCAGCAGCUCCAGUGCAUGGAGUACAGCCGUGCCCUGGCUCGCUCACAGGAUGAUGAACAAGUGAACUACUUCUGCCAGCGGCCGCCCACAGAUGCAGACUUUGCCUACCACCAGAAGGGCCACCGCUGGGCCCUUGGCGACGACUCCGUCAUUGACGUUAGCAGACGAGUUGAAUACGGACAACAGAUUGCGCCGGCCAAGAAGCUAUGGGGCGUGGAGGAGGGCAAGGCAGACAAUAAGGGAAUAUUCAACAUAGGGGAGGCGUCAUGGAGAGAGGCGCCCUGGAGCACUGGCGCCCCACAUGCUGCUGCCCCCCACCACCACAGUGUGGGGCAGAGCCAUGGGCUGGGCAUGGCGGGGGUGGGGCAGAGGGGGCCGGCCCGCCCCCCGCAGUUCACCGGUGGAGACUCAGUGCUCUCCCCGCGCGCCUCUGACCACGCGGGCGUCGGCCUCAAGAUGGUGGAGUACGUGCUGGCCUCAUCGCCCACCGGCAAGGAUCUCGACACUAGGAUGGCCAACCUCGCCCUCAGAAACGGAGGAGCCGAGAGUGGCAAGGACAAGAAGGACAAAGCUCCCUCGCCCUUUGACCCGACCAAGAAGGACGUGGAGAAUGGCGGCGGCAGCGGCGCACCACAGACGAACGGAAUUGUGCAGAAUGGACUUGACGAGGACAAGACUUUUAACCGAACCCCCGGCAGCCGGCAGGGGUCUCCCUCGGAGGAAGACCUGAACAAGAAUGGUAUGGUGGCGGGUGUGGGUGUAGGGGUGGGCGUGGGGGUGAAGGAGCCGGAGCUGGUGGGCAGCGGCGUGGUGAUGGGCGGCCCAGCACCCGUGCUGGGCCACCUGGACCACCCUGGCUUUGAGAGCGUGGGGGGCGGUGCAGUGGGUGGCAUGGGCGGCCCCGCUGGCAUGCUGGACCCCAGCAUGGGCGGUGCCGGGGGCCCAUUCUCAUCACCCGCUGGCCCAGACUACAACAGCAUGGCUGCCAGCAUCCCCAUGGACUCUCCCACGCCACUGCUUCCUGCUGGACACGGCGGACCUCAGCCACAGAACUUCACGGACACUCAGCAGCUGUUCAGGAAUGCACAGCAGCAGCAAGGAGGUGGACCCAAUCCUCAACAGAUUCAACUUCUGGCACAGCAACAGUAUCUGGCAGCUCAGGCAGCACAACAGCAAGGCCUGGCAGCAGCCCCUCCCGCAGCCUUCAGCGCACCCUAUGUCAUCAACACUCAGGAGCCAUAUGUUGGCACUCUAAUCACUGGUCCAACAGCAGUAAUUCCCCAGUACUAUGGCGUGCACUGGGGAGUGUACCCAGCUAACAUCAUCCAGCAGUCUGGGCCAAGUGGACAGGCACGGCGGCCCCUCUCCCCCUCCCAACCCUCAGAGGUGACCAGCCAGAGCAAUGGUAACUUAGCAGCAUCAGCAGCAGCGGCGGCAGGCAACAUGCAGGGCCCUCUAUCACAGUACCAGCAGGUGAUUCCUGCAUACUACGACCAGAACGGAGCAGUGUUGAUGGGCAACCUGCGUGGUGUUGGCAAUGGUGCACCGGUGAGGCUGGUGUCCCCUGCCCCAGUGCUCAUCAAUGGCGCCAAUGGGGCCCAGGCAGCAGCAGCCGGGAACAUGAGGCUUUUGAGUAAUCAGGCCCCCCAGAUUGGCACCCCCCCUGCCUCCCUGUACAACAGCAGCCAGACCCCAAGCCUCAACAGCAGCCAGACCUUCGCCGGCAGCACCAUAGCAGAUUCCCUCUCGCAAGGUCUCCAGACUUCCAAUGCACUAACAGGGAACAACUACUCGUUGGGGCUGCAAAAUAGUAGUCUAGGUUUUGGCAAUAGCACUCUGGGCACCAUUGGAUCCCCUGCUAUUGGCAAUUUGGGUGGUGGGCUUGGUGGGAGCAGCAUGGGGCGGAGGGACUCCCUGGACCGCACCACUUCAGUCCUGUCCCCGCUGUCCCAGGACUUCCGCAGUGCCAAGUGGACCAGUAACUAUGGCGCGCUAGGCACUGUCACAGCCUCCCCAGGUCCCAUUGGGCUCACUUCGGGCAAUCUGACACCACCACCACCCAGUCUGGGGAACACUUCCUCAGCGCUGCCACUGGGUGCCCUCAUGUCCGGCAACAGGGUCAUCUCGGCCGCUCCUGGUGCCGAGGCAAAGUUCCGCAAUGGUUCAGCCAACGGAAUGUUCAACUCAGGCGGCCCAUCAUCGCUGUUCCCACCCCUCAAGAGAAACCUGAGCCUAGACAAGUGCACAGGACGGUCUCGUCUCUUGGAAGACUUCAGGAACAACCGUUUCCCCAACUUGCAGCUGAGGGACCUGGCCAACCACAUUGUGGAGUUCAGCCAGGACCAGCAUGGCUCCAGGUUCAUCCAGCAAAAACUUGAGCGAGCAACACCCGCAGAAAAGCAGAUGGUGUUCAAUGAGAUCCUGACCGCUGCCUACUCUCUCAUGACAGAUGUGUUUGGAAACUAUGUGAUUCAGAAGUUCUUUGAGUUUGGAACACCAGAGCAGAAGACGGUGCUGGCCAACAAGAUCCGUGGCCAUGUGUUACCCCUGGCCCUGCAAAUGUACGGGUGCCGGGUCAUUCAGAAAGCCCUGGAGUGCAUCGCCCAAGACCAGCAGAAGGACAUUGUGCGUGAGCUGGAUGGCCACGUGCUCAAGUGUGUCAAGGAUCAGAAUGGAAACCACGUGGUACAGAAAUGCAUAGAAUGUGUUGACCCCAUGGCCUUGCAGUUCAUCAUUAAUGCUUUCCAGGGCCAAGUGUUCACCCUGUCAACUCAUCCAUAUGGCUGCCGCGUCAUUCAGCGCAUCCUGGAACACUGCACAGGAGAGCAGACUGCACCCGUGUUAGAGGAGCUGCACCAACACACCGAGCAACUCUUACAGGACCAGUACGGCAACUAUGUCAUCCAGCAUGUACUUGAACAUGGAAAACCUGAAGACAAGAGUAAGAUCGUUGGUGUUGUAAGAGGAGGAGUGCUCAAGCUUUCCCAACACAAGUUUGCCUCCAACGUGGUAGAGAAGUGUGUCACUCAUGCCACACGUGCUGAGCGAGCCAUGCUGAUUGAGGAGGUAUGUGGGUAUAGCGACAGUGCCCACAGCUCCCUGUUGGUGCUGAUGAAGGACCAGUAUGCCAACUAUGUAGUGCAAAAGAUGAUUGAUGUAGCCGAGCCAGCACAGCGCAAGAUGCUCAUGCACAAGAUACGACCCCACAUCUCAACGCUUCGCAAGUACACUUACGGGAAGCACAUUCUCGCUAAGCUGGAGAAAUACUUAACGAAAAAUGCCCCCGACACCAUGGGACCGAACAUGACCAGCCCACUCUGAGCCAGUUUGUGGCUGGCCACCACCACCAUCACCACCUCCACCACCACCACCACUGCUGCCAUUGUCGCUGCUGCUAACACCACCACCACCACUAGGAAGAGAAGCAAUGAAUUGUUAAUGGCACUUGAAGGCAUGGAGGAUUUCAAUCAAAGGGAAAAGUUGCAGCAAGCAGUUGAGGGAAGAAGAGCAACAUUUAGGAGAUGUAAGAGUAAUCUGCUUCAUCCUUAAGUGUUGGAGUCACCACUGCCACUCGCCACGCCUCCUUCAGUGCCACACAAAAUAUGUUGAGGUUGGAUGGCUCAAAAAAUGUGUGCAGUUGAUUUAGAUGUACCUAUUUUCACUUUUUCAUUAUUUUUCAUAUAAUGAUGUAUUCAUUGUUUCUUUCUUUCUUUCUUCAAGACAAAAGUAAAAGAGAAGCAUUGAUUUUUGACAAAUCUGAAUAAUUCAGCAUUUUAUCAGGAAAGAACAAGUUAUGUUAAUCUUGAAGACGCUCAGUGUACGGAACGUCAAGACUGUCCGUACCUCUAAAUUGUUGACAAUGUGUUGGUCAUUAUCUGUACUGCAGCCUCAGAUUGCAGGCGGCACACCUUAUGAGUGAAUUGCUGAUGUGAAUGUUGAAUGAUGACAACUUGACUUAUAAUAAUAAUUAUUAUUAUUAUUAUUA